This is a messenger RNA of Apus apus (common swift), 1143 nucleotides long. RefSeq names its product cAMP-dependent protein kinase inhibitor beta (gene PKIB). Gene Ontology annotation, cellular component: nucleus; cytoplasm. Lineage: Eukaryota; Metazoa; Chordata; Aves; Apodiformes; Apodidae. Gene Ontology annotation, biological process: negative regulation of cAMP-dependent protein kinase activity. The record is from RefSeq and is a predicted model, not a curated record. Gene Ontology annotation, molecular function: cAMP-dependent protein kinase inhibitor activity. The transcript is spliced from 3 exons. The coding region runs from base 135 to 368 and encodes 77 amino acids.
CCGCUCGCUGCCGGCCCGGGGGGCGGUGCGGGCGCAGGGCGGGCACGGCAGCCCGCAGCCUCCCGCCGCGGCGGCGGCCUGGGCCCAGGGCACAGCCCCGGCGCCGGAUGUUGCUAUGAGGAAAGGAGUCAGCAAUGACUGAUGUGGAGCCUGUGGUCACAGAUUUUGCAGCAUCAGGACGGGCAGGUCGCCGAAACGCCUUACCAGAUAUUCUGGGCUCUCCUGCUGGUGCUGGGACUUCAGAUCUGCCACACAAACUGGCUGAGCUCUCCAUUUCAGAAGAUGAAGGAGCAGAGGGUGGAGAAGUGCAAUCAUCUAAAGCCUUGCUGGAAAGUCAAGAGACAGAAGGAAAAAGCAGUGAUUCCUGACACCUAAGGACUGCUAGAUUAAUGAAACCCAUUGACAGACUUCCCAGUUUCCCUCUGUCACCUCUUCUGAAAUGUGGUAGCAACUGAAGUGGCACUGAUGAGAUUUUGCAACUCACUCGUACCUAGAUGACAUUAAUGUGGAACUACUGUUUUUUCUACUGUUGUCCUUCAAAACCAAUGUUCUACACAUUCAGAUGGGAAGAGAACUAAAGAAUGUACCUCGUUUUGGGUUUUCCCAUGGUUAUAGUAUUAAACCUAAUUAAUCUUUGACAGUUUCAAUUAGUGUACCAAGCAGAUGUACCACCAGAUUACUUCAAAAUAAAAAUCCUGUUUCUUAAUUUCCCAAAAGAGCUUCUUUGUCUCUGACACAGAGUGUAUUCACUCUCCCCAUGUUAAGAUGAAAUUAAGUAUAUAGUGGAUUACAGACAUUGUCGGUAAUUUAUCUUCUGAGAUUUUUGUUCUCAUUAGGGCUAUGUAGAUGGGUGUAAGAAAUAAAAACAAACAGACAAUUUUUUUCUCUCCUCCUCCUGUCUCCAAAAGAUUUUCUAAAUUACUUAAACAACAGUGUUUAUUUUCCUACUCUCUUUAAACUCUAUUUGAUUAUGGCAGAUCAUCUCAGUUCUCCCACUCUUAGAAGUCUUGCCACUUCUGUCAUUUAUGCUUUCAGGCUGAAUAUUGUAGCAUUCACGUGUAUCUAAAAUAAAGUAGCAUGUUUGUAAGUGAUUAAAAUUGUUUCAUCUCACUGUGGAAAUUAAAUAGCUGUCAUCUUUUCUGC